Molecule: messenger RNA, 1312 nt
Organism: Cryptotermes secundus
Lineage: Eukaryota; Metazoa; Arthropoda; Insecta; Blattodea; Kalotermitidae
Product: microsomal glutathione S-transferase 3-like
Exons: 5
Coding region: 124-579 (151 amino acids)
Cellular component (GO): endoplasmic reticulum; membrane; nuclear envelope
Molecular function (GO): glutathione peroxidase activity; glutathione transferase activity
Source: RefSeq, a predicted model, not a curated record
GGCCGAAAGUGACUAGUCACCGUUUAUCCCGUUGAUCACGCUAGGACGAAUAGAUAAGUCACAAGGAUUGAAUUUAGUAUCUGUUCAGCAUUUUCUAGUUUUUUUUUUCACACAGCAACCACUAUGUCAGGGACAUUCAGUACCCUCACAAACAACACUCCUAUUACCAUCACCAUACCAAAAGAGUAUGGCUACUGCAUCCUUGUAGCCGUAGGUUCAGCGUUUGUUGUAACCUGGAAGGCCAUGCAGGUUGGUAAGGCUCGCAAGAAGUUCAACAUCCCUUAUCCAACAAUGUACAGCCCAGACAAUGUCCAGUUCAAUUGCAUCCAGCGUGCACAUCAGAACACGUUGGAAAACUACCCACAGUUUUUAGUGCUGCUACUUUUGGGAGGUUUGGAGUGGCCGGUGGUAAGCGCAGGCGCUGGUAUUGUCUAUCUGGCAGGCCGAAUUGCAUAUGCCCAAGGCUACUACACUGGAGAUCCCAAGAAAAGAAUGCGUGGUGGUUUUGGUUUGCUGGGACUACUUCCUUUACUGGGAGCCACUGUACAUCUUGGGUUGCGCCUCAUCAGAAGCCAGUGAUGGGGUUACCAUUACACAGUUAGUGUGGGUUAUAAUAGUUAUGGUAUAAGGCAGCUUACAUCACCAGAUAUAUUGCGUUGUGGUCACAGACUUCGAGACUCUGAGAAUACAACAGGAACAUGCUCAUAUCUCAACCAUGUAGAACUGUGAUUUAUGGUCUCUUUGCUGCACAAAAGAUUUAAGUCAAAUGUGACCUGCAAAAAAAAUAUGUAUUUUGUAUUACAUGUAUGUAAAGGAACAUGUGCCUGUUAAGGCUAUUAAAUAUGAUAUAAUUCAGUCACUAAUUGGAACUGGUACAUUCACCAUGAUGUAUGGUGAUGAUUAACUGAAUAAAACAAAGCAAGCAGAAUUAUUAAAGUACUGGUUUUUGAUUUUUCCCUUUAAUGUCAUUCAAGAUAUGUUCUAUGUGGGGGGAAAUUUUUGUUAUAUGUAAAGCAGUUCAAUUAUUUAGAAAAAUGGAUGCCUAAUAAAGAUGUGAACAAUUUAUUAUAAGAAUAUAGUGUAACAAAUAUUUAAAAUUGUUAUAUACAGUAAAACUUCAUACAGCAUAGGGGUUAGGUUUCUUGAAAACAGUCCAUUAGGUAAAUCCGCACUGGACAAACAUACCAUACAGAUUAAACGGGAUAUGUGCUUUAACAAAGGAGACACAGUCCUGUAUUUUGAUGGAUUUGCCAAUUUGUACGCUCAACAUGUAUUUUAUGUACAGUGUCAAUAAAAUUUGUAUUGAUUGCUA